This is a messenger RNA of Adineta ricciae, 576 nucleotides long. NCBI's taxonomy places the organism in Eukaryota, Metazoa, Rotifera, Eurotatoria, Adinetida, Adinetidae. The record is from the annotation of a GenBank genome assembly.
AUGAACAAUUCGACUGAGUUACUCCAAUUGUAUGUACUAUUGUCAUAUGAAAAGCUACGACGCUCAAAAAUAAGCCAACAUCAUCGUCCGACCGAAGCUUCGUUACGUGAUCGACUAUUAGUAUGGCGUUUUUUGAAACAGAUCGAAAAUGAGUCGAUCACUCGACAACCUUCCGAACAAGAGUCCUUUUCAAACGACUCAACCGAUAACAAUACUGACGAUUUAACUAAUAGUAAUUCUUGGAUACUUGAUCUCGAUGCAAAUUGUGCUGAUGAUAUGGAUAUUGAAUCUGACCUGUUGAAUAUUGUUGAUAAUAAUCAGUUAGAUAGUAAUGUUUCUCCAUGUGAAACAAUGAAUAUUGAUCAAACAUCAGAUGUAAAUAUCCUCCUAAAACGCACAAUUGGUGCUGAACGGCGACAAAAGUCUAUGUCAGAAGGCAAUAUUUUCGAAGAAACGGAACAAUUCUUUCAAGAGCUUUGCGCUGAAUUAACCAAUACAACUGCAACACUUGUCUCAACAUCUGCACCGAAUGCAUUGAAUUUUCCUCCAACGCCUGAACAGGCUCUAAUCCAUUAG